Paramecium pentaurelia is the source of this 6194-nucleotide messenger RNA. NCBI's taxonomy places the organism in Eukaryota, Ciliophora, Oligohymenophorea, Peniculida, Parameciidae. The record is from the annotation of a GenBank genome assembly.
AUGCAAAAAUAAAGCAGAUAAAAUACUUAGACAGCAUUUUAUUCUCCUUAACCUGGGAUAAGUUCACCCUAACCUUUGAGAUAGAUUAUAUCUCCAGGGAUUUAUGGCCCUCGUAAUUCGUAAAAUUUUCUUAUUGAUUCAUAUACUACGAAGCAUCAAGAUUAGGAUUCUGAUAGGCUAUUAGGCUCAUCACUUAGAUUUAAUAUGCUUAAAGAUAGUCAUUAGUAAAUUGAGAAAGAAAUAUCAGUGCUUAAAACAAAUCUACUUUAGAGUAGGAUGAGUGGUGAUAACUUUUAAUUUUCAACACAACCUUUGGACAAGUUGCUUAAAAAGACUCGCAAUACUGAAUAAAUAAUGUAUGAUCAACCUUUGACCUAUAGGGCGGAUGAUUUGUUGACUGAAAUUCUUUAAGAGCUAUCAAUUAUAUCAAUUAAUGCCAAGAAAUUAAUAAAUUAGCGAUCAUCACAAAAAUUAUAAAUGCAAGUACUCAAAGAUAUUAGAGAGAUUAUAAUGGGAUGGAAUAAUAUGCAUAACAUAAUAAAUUAAAUUUGUUAAGCUGCAUAAAUUUCUAUUCAUUAACUUUAUAAUACAAAUAUUAAUCAAUUAUUAAAGAAGGAUGAAUUAAAUAAAUUAUAUUCAUUAGUUGAGAAACAUUAAAACUAAUAUCCAUAAUCUUUUGAAUAAUUAUAUUAAAUUAUUGCUAGUAGUCUCUAAAAUAGAGAAUAAGAUCAUAAUAAACUUAUUGAAAUAAAUACUCAAUUACGUUAAUAAGAGAUUUAAAAUAAAGAUUUAAAUAUAAAAAAUAAGAACUUAUUUGCAGUAAUAACUAAGUUAGAAGCUAAAGUAAAUAAAUUGUAAAAUAAAAAACAAUAAUUAGAAUACUCUAAUAAGUAAUAUUCUAAUUAAUUGUAAAAUUCUCAAAGACCUUAAGAUAUAUAUUCAGAUAAUGAUAAAUUUAAAUAAAAAAAUCCUAUGGUGGAAUCAUAAUCAAGUCUUGAUUCUAAGAUAAAUUAAAAUAAAUUAAUAGAAAUUUAAAUGAAUUAAUUUUAAGAACUUAUGGUUGAAAAAGAUAAUGAAAUAAUGAAUUUAAAAUAAUAAAUAGAAGAAUAUGAUGAAAUUUUAUAGAAUCAUUAAAAAAAAGUAAAAUAAUUGGAUAAUGAAAAUAAAUUACUUAAAUUAUAAUUCUCUAAAGCUGUUGAAAACUAAAAACAAUGUAACUAUAUUCUAAUUAGUUAGUACAGAAAUAAAAAACUGAAGUAAAUUCUGAGUAUAAAAAUUAUAAAGAUGAUUCAAGUUAAAAGUUGAAAUCCUUAAGUUAAGAAAUAGUAGAUUUAAAACAAAAACAGAAUAUGUAUUUAUAAUUACCUAUCCUCAUCUUAGACAUAGUUCUCGAGAUUAUACUUCUGAAGUUGAAUAACUUAAUUAAUAAAUUUCUAGACUUAAAUCUGAAAAAGAAGAUAAAGAUAGAGAAAAUGGAUAGAAUCAAUUAAAAUUAUAGGAAAUUAAAUAAAAAUAUAAUGAUUUAAAGUAAUCUUAUUAAGAAUUAAAUGAUUAAUAUUAAAGAGAACAAUUAAUGAAUAAAUAAAUUGUUUAAUCUUUAUAAACAUAAAAAGAAGAUAUUGAAAAUAGAAAUUCAGAAUAAUAAAUACUAUUUUAAUUAGAUUUGGCAUCCUAAUAAGAAUAAGAAACAUAAUAGCAAUUAAUUAAAUAAUUAGAGAAUGAUUUAUAAUAAGUUUAAAUUGCAUAUAAAUAAUAGGAAGUUAAAUUAUUAAAUUAUGAAGAUGAAAUAAAUAAUCUAAAAAUGUAAAUUAAAAGACUUGAGUAAGAACAUACAGAAUAACUUCAUAUAUUGGAUAAUACAAUAUAAAGUAAAGAUUAAAUAAUUUAAUAAUAUGAAAGUAAUAGUAGGAUUUUGAAUGAUACUCCUGAAUAACUUAGAAGUAAAAGUGUAGAAUAAACAACUAUUUAAGGUCAUUUGAAAUCAUAAAUUGAUUCUUUGAAUAAGAGUUUAUCUAAUUUUGAAUAAUAGAUUAAAGAUUUAACUAAAGUUAAUAAUGAAUAUUAAGAUUAAAUUGCAAGUAAGGAUAAGAUGUUAAAAAAUAAAAAUUAAGAAAUUAUUUAAUUAUAAUAAUAAGUAAAAGAUCUUUAAGGAUUAAAUUAAAAGAUAUAAGUUUAAGAAAGAGCAAUCCAUCAUCAUGAGAAAUAAAUAUCUACUCUUAAUUAAACUAUAUAAAAAUUAUAGGAAUCAUUAAAUUUUAAGGAUUAAAUUAUAUUAGGGAAAUAACAUGAAAUAGAAAUGUUAUAAAAUUAAAAGAAAGAUCAUAUUUAAUAGUAAAAGUAAUAAAGUCAAUUAUUUGAAUAAUAAAAUCAAAAAUUAAAAUUAGAAAUUUAAGAAUUAUAGAAUAAAUUGAAAAAAUAGGAAGAAUAAAUUAUAUUAAAAUAAAAAGAUGAUAUAGCUAUAAAUGAAUAAUAAGGAAUUUAUUAAAAUCAAAUCUAGUAAUUAGAAUUGUAAAAAACAAAACUUAUUUAAGAUUUUGAAGAUGAAAAAAAAUAAUAUAUUGAUAAAAUAUUAAAAAUAACAUAAGAAUUAGAGGAAACUGAAAAAAUGUAAAUUUUAUUGAAUCAAAAAUAAAUUUAACUUGAAAAUGCAUAAAUUAAAAUAAAUGAUGUAGAAUCAGAAUUAAGUUCUGUUUAAGAUUUAAUAUAAUAAUUAGAAUCUAGAAUUUUAGAUAUGUAAAGAGAGAUAUAAAUUGAAAGAUCAAACUUUUUAAAAGAAAAUUAAUUAAAAAUUGAAGAAUUAAAUUCUUAACAUUAAGAAAAUGAAGAACUUAUUAAUAUAAAUUAAGAUCUUACUUAAAAGAAUAUUUAACUAUUAGAUUAAAUAGAAAAAUUGCAAUAAAAUUAAAAUGAUACCUAAUCAAAAAUUAAUUAAGAAAUUGAAAUUUUAAAAAAAACAGAAAAUCAUAAUAAAGAAAUUAUUAAGAAAUAAGAAAUAUAAAUUUAAGAAUUGAAUUCUUAAAUAUAAUAAUUUAUUUAAUCUUAAGAUAUUGCCAAUAUAGAAAAGACUAAACUAUCAUAAUUAUUAAAUGAAUAAUUAAAUUCAAUUACAGACUUAAAUAAAUAAUUAGCAAUUACAAAUAUCAAAAAUGAUUAAUAACUUGAAGAAACUAAGGCAUAAUUUAGUUCAGAAUUAGUUAUUAGAGAAACAGAAUUAAUUAAAAAUGUUAUAUAGUAAUCUUCAGAAACUCAAAAAUUAUUAACUCAAAUAGGUAACUUAAUAGAAUAAUCAGAAAAAUUCAAAUCAACUAUUGAUGAUUUAGAAUUAAAACUUGAAGAUUCAUAAUAAAAAUAUUAGAAUCUUUGUGAAUAAUAAAAGGUUUAAGAUAAUUAAUCAUAAUAAUUACUUUAAAAAUAAAUUGAAAAUUUGCAUUAAUAAAUAUAGAAUUCAGAAUUCAAAUUAUCAAAUUUAUAAAAUGAAUUUAAUGAAAAAUCCUUAGAUCUUCAAACAUAGUUAUUACAUAAUUAGAUUUAAGAAUAAGAUAUAAAUAAUUACUAAGUGUAGAUAGAUAAUUUAAAUAAGUUGAUAAUAAAUUUGGAAAAUUAAAAUAAUGAAUUAAAAUAAUAGAUUAAAAGUUUAGAUUAUAGAGUGUAAAAUGAUCAAUAAUAAAUUUUAAAUUUAGAAUAGCAAAUUAAUGAAUAAGUAUAAAAUAAGUAAAUAUAAGAAUCAUAGAUUAAUGAAAUAUAAUAAUUAUUGAGUUAAGAAUAGGAAAGAUGUUCAAAAUUAAGAGAUGAGUUGUUAGAAAAAUCUAAUCAAUAUGAUUAAUAAGUAAAUGAAAUUAAAUCUAUUAAAAAUGAUAAUAAUCAUUUAAAAGAUGUAAAGCUUGAAUUAGAAAAGAAUUUAGAAGCAAAAGAAAUUAUAAUAACAAAUAAUACAGAUAUUAUAAAUGAUUUAGAUUUAACAAUUAAAAAAAAGAAUUUAGAAUUAAGUGAAAAGGAAAAUAAAUUAUUAUAACAAACUAAAGAUUUAGAUAAAAUCAAUAAUAAAAUUUAAUAAUUGUAAUAAUAAAAUGCAAUACUUGAUAAUUAAAUUCAUGAAAAAACAUAGAAUAUUUAGUAAAUUUAAUAAGAAUUAAAUGCAUUAUAACAUUCAAACCAUGAAUAAGAAUAAAAUAAUAAGAAAUUAUAAUUAUAAAUUAAUCAAGAUGCACAGAAUUAUAGUUAAUUAAAUCAGAAACAUCAUGAAUUAUAAGAGAGAAUAAAUAUGUUGAAUAAUGAAAUUUCAGAAUUAAAAAAAAAUAAUAAAGAAUUAGUUGAAAAUCAAGUUUAAAUCACAAAUAAAAACGAAGCAGAUUAAGCUUAAAAUAAACUAAUAGCAUCUUUACAAGAAUAAAUAAAUCAUUUAGAAUAAAAAAUAUAACAAUUAGAAAGCGAUUUGAAAGUAAAAGAAGAUUAAAUAUCACAUUCUAUAUAAGAAUCUUAAGCAUAAGAACAAAAGUUAUUGUAAUAAAAUAAUUAACUUACUUAAAAUCAUGAUGAAUUAAUGGCAUUAUAGAAAACAGAUUAUGAUAAAAUUAAAGAACAAAAUAAUUAAUUAUUAUUAUAAACUAAUUCUUAAUAAUUAGAGAUAUAAUAAUUAAAAUAAGAAUUAUAAUAGGAAAUUGAUAGUAAAUCAUAAUUGAAUAAUUAAAAAAUAGAACUAGAUAAUAAGUUAGUAAGUUUGAAUGAAAAAUUAACAUAAAAGGAAUAAUAAAAUUAAUAAUUAGAUAUAUAAUUAAAAGAUUCAGAAGCUUAAUUAUUAAAAGAAUAAAAAAGAUUGAAUAUUUAGAUAGAAAAUUUAAAUUCAUAAAUUUCAGCUUUGAGAAAGUAAGUUGAUUAAUUAAAGGAAGUUUUAAUUUAAAAGGAUAUAGAUAUAGCUGGUUAUAGUAAGAGAGAAAAUGAAGCAAUGAAAUUAUUUGCAUAUAAGGAUGGUGAAAUUUUAACAUUGUAAAAUGAAAUUGAAGCUUUAAAAGAUUAAGAGAAUAGUAUGUAAAGUAAAAAAGAUAAUGAAGGGAUUAAACAUUUAUCUUCUAAAGAUACAGAAAUAUAAGGUUUCAAAAAUGAACUUGAAACUAUUAGAAAUCAAAAUCAUAUAAGAGAAAAUGAGAUACUUAAAUAAAAUGAAGAAAUAACAUAAUAAAAGAGUGAAAUUAUUUAAUUAAAGAAUGAAAUUGAAAAUAAAUAGAUUCAGAUUAAUAAAUUAUAAGCAGAUUUAAAUCAAACUUAAUUAAUUUUAAAUGAAAUAAAGACAUUAUUUAAUUAAGAUAAUAUAUUAGAUUAUUUAAGAUAAUUUAAAUCAUAACAUGAAAAAUAAUGUGAAAGAAAAUUUAUAUAUUACUAAUGUUUAUAGUCAUUAAUGGAUGAAUAUCUAAGAAAUUAAUAAGCAGUAUUUUAUGCAUAGAAUUAUGUAAAAAAUAAUAAUUAUUUAUAGCUUAAAUUAUCAUAAUAAGAAUAGAAUAGUUUAUUGGCAUAUUAAAAGGAUAUUUAAUUAAUGAAGGCAAAAUUACCUAUAAAAACAGCUUUGAGUAAUAUUAAAGAAGUGAAAAAUGAAGAUUUAAGUUUUUCAUCAAAUGAACAUUAGUUAGAAAUAAAUGAAAAUGAUAUUAGUGGAUUUAUUGGUGAUAUUGAUAUAUCUGCAAUUGUUAAUAAUGAUAAAACAAAAAAAGAAGUAUGUUUAUAUUAUAUUUUAGAAUUCAACUUCUAAUAAGUAAUAACUUUCACAUACUGAAGAAGUUAAUAUUUUAAAAUCUAAAUUAGAAGCAGCUAAUGAAGAAAAUGUGAAAAUUAUUGCUAAAUUUUAAACUUUAUUAGAAAGAAUAGCUGCUAAAGAGGAAUAAAUGCUAUAAUUGAAUAAUUUAGCUAGAGAUGUAAUUUAAAAAUGAUUAUUUUAGUAUAAACAUAAAAUGAUGGCUAUGUAAAAGACUUCUGUUGAUCCUUAAGCUGUUCAUGCUAAAGCUCAUUUAAGAGAUUGUUUAAAAAAGUUUCUUACAGCUUGUGGACCCAAAAACUUAAAUUAUGAUUUAGCUGAAGCAAUACUAAAUACAUUGUUUUAAUUUUUGGAAUUCUCAGAAAAAGAAAAGGAAGAAAUUCUAGAUGAAUUAGCAAUAAAACCUGCUGAUAAAAAAAAGGGGAUUGUUUAGAUAUUGUUUAAGAAAUGA